This is a messenger RNA of Pseudophryne corroboree (corroboree frog), 2512 nucleotides long. Its product is annotated as zinc finger protein 268-like. The transcript is spliced from 2 exons. Gene Ontology annotation, molecular function: RNA polymerase II cis-regulatory region sequence-specific DNA binding; DNA-binding transcription factor activity. Lineage: Eukaryota; Metazoa; Chordata; Amphibia; Anura; Myobatrachidae. Bases 143 to 2455 code for a protein of 770 amino acids. Gene Ontology annotation, biological process: regulation of transcription by RNA polymerase II. The record is from RefSeq and is a predicted model, not a curated record.
AAGACAAGGCAGCAGAAAGAGACGAUGUGGAAAUUAAUCUUGUUUCCUGCUCUAUCCAACUAAAGAUAUAAUUUCUUCUUAAGCUACUGAAGGGUUCAAAGAAACUAUUUUAAUUUUUUGGAUAGAAGUUUUUAACUUAUACAUGAUGAGUCUCACAGGAGAGAGACCACAUCUGUGCUCUGAGUGUGACAGAAGCUUUACACAUAAAUCAUAUCUUAUCAUACAUCAGAGGAGUCACACAGGAGAGAAACCAUUUAUAUGUUCUGAAUGCAGCAAGUGUUUUUCCCAUAAGUCAUCUCUUGUUAUUCAUCAGAGGAGUCACACAGGAGAAAAACUAUUUACAUGUUCUGAAUGUAGGAAGUGUUUUUCCCGGAAGUCAUCUCUUGUUAGACAUCAGAGAAGUCACACAGGAGAAAAACCAUUUACAUGUUCUGAAUGUAGGAAGUGUUUUUCCCAGAAGUCAGAGCUUGUUAUACAUCUGAGGAUUCACACAGGAGAGAAACCAUUUGAAUGUUCUGAAUGUAGAAAGUGCUUUUCCCAGAAGUCAUUUCUUGUUAUACAUCAGAGGAGUCACACAGGAGAGAAACCAUUUAUAUGUUCUGAAUGUAGCAAGUGUUUUUCCCAGAAGUCAUUUCUUGUUAUACAUCAGAGGAAUCACACAGGAGAAAAACCAUUUACAUGUUCUGAAUGCAGCAAGUGUUUUUCCCGGAAGUCACUUCAUAUUAUACAUCAGAGGAUUCACACAGAAAAGAAACCAUUUGGAUGUUCUGAAUGUAGCAAGUGUUUUUCCUAUAAGUCAUCUCUUGUUAUUCAUCAGAGGAGUCACACAGGAGAGAAACCAUUUACAUGUUCUGAGUGCAGCAAGUGUUUUUCCCGGAAGUCACUUCUUAUUAUACAUCAGAGGAUUCACACAGGGGAGAAACCAUUUACAUGUUCUGAAUGUAGGAAGUGUUUUUCCCAGAAGUCAGAGCUUGUUAGACAUCAGAGGAGUCACACAGGAGAGAAACCAUUUACAUGUUCUGAAUGUGGGACGUGUUUUUUCCAGAAGUCAGAGCUUGUUAUACAUCAGAGGAGUCACACAGGAGAGAAACCAUUUACAUGUUCUGAGUGCAGCAAAUGUUUUUCCCAUAAGUCACAUCUUGUUAUACAUCAGAGGAGUCACACAGGAGAGAAACCAUUUACAUGUUCUGAAUGUAGGAAGUGUUUUUCCCAGAAGUCAGAGCUUGUUAGUCAUCAGAGGAGUCACACAGGAGAGAAACCAUUUUCAUGUUCUGAAUGUAGGAAGUGUUUUCCCCAGAAGUCAGUGCUUGUUAUACAUCAGAGGAUUCACACAGGAGAGAAACCAUUUUCAUGUUCUGAAUGCAGCAAAAGCUUUACACAUAAAUCAUAUCUUAUCAUACAUCAGAGGAGUCACACAGGAGAGAAACCAUUUACAUGUUCUGAAUGCAGCAAGUGUUUUUCCCAGAAGUCACAUCUUGUUAUACAUCAGAGGAAUCACACAGGAGAAAAACCAUUUACAUGUUCUGAAUGCAGCAAGUGUUUUUCCCAGAAGUCAUUUCUUGUUAUACAUCAGAGGAGUCACACAGGAGAAAAACCAUUUACAUGUUCUGAAUGUAGGAAGUGUUUUUCCCAGAAGUCACAUCUUGUUAUGCAUCAGAGAGUUCACACAGAUAAGAAACCAUUUGAAUGUUCUGAAUGUAGCAAGUGUUUUUCCCAUAAGUCAUCUCUUGUUAUUCAUCAGAGGAGUCACACAGGAGAAAAACCAUUUACAUGUUCUGAAUGUAGGAAGUGUUUUCCCCAGAAGUCGGAUCUUGUAAUACAUCAGAGGAGUCACACAGGAGAGAAACUAUUUGAAUGUUCUGAAUGUAGGAAGUGUUUUUCCAAGAAGUCGUAUCUUGUUAUACAUCAGAGGAGUCACACAGGAGAGAAACCAUUUACAUGUUCUGAAUGUAAGAAGUGUUUUCCCCGGAAGUCAGAGCUGGUUAUACAUCAGAGGAGUCACACAGGAGAGAAACCAUUUGAAUGUUCUGAAUGUAGAAAGUGUUUUUCCCAGAAUUCAUUUCUUGUUAUACAUCAGAGGAGUCACACAGGAGAGAAACCAUUUACAUGUUCUGAAUGUAGCAAGUGUUUUUCCCAGAAGUCAUCUCUUGUUCUACAUCAGAGGAGUCACACAGGAGAGAAACCAUUUGAAUGUUCUGAAUGUAGGAAGUGUUUUCCCCGGAAGUCAGAGCUUGUUAUACAUCAGAGGAGUCACACAGGAGAGAAACCAUUUACAUGUUCUGAAUGCAGCAAGUGUUUUUCCCAGAAGUCACAGCUUGUUAUACAUCAGAGGAGUCACACAGGAGAGAAACCAUUUACAUGUUCUGAAUGUAGCAAGUGUUUUACUAGAAAGAAAACACUCAGUAAUCACAUGCAGAGUCACUCUGAGGGCCUGAAAGCAGCUUGUGUAUCAUAAGUAAUGUAACUUAUCACAACAUUAUGAAUAAAAUGGAACCAAUAAUUAUUUUCUGAA